This is a messenger RNA of Sceloporus undulatus (fence lizard), 6319 nucleotides long. It is a transcript of the gene ADCY9, whose product is annotated as adenylate cyclase 9. Gene Ontology annotation, molecular function: adenylate cyclase activity. Bases 258 to 4382 code for a protein of 1374 amino acids. Lineage: Eukaryota; Metazoa; Chordata; Lepidosauria; Squamata; Phrynosomatidae. The record is from RefSeq and is a predicted model, not a curated record. The transcript has 11 exons. Gene Ontology annotation, biological process: intracellular signal transduction; adenylate cyclase-activating G protein-coupled receptor signaling pathway; cyclic nucleotide biosynthetic process.
AGAGAGCGAGCGAGAGAGCGAGAAAGCGCCUCAGUGACAGCCAGCGCCGCUGCGAAGGCGGAGCGGCGGCGGCGGCGGCGGCGGCGGCGGAGGGCGCGGAGCCAUGCGUCCGGUGCCCGAGGAGAAGGAGGCCGAGGCGGAGGCGAGGAGGAGGCGGCGGCGGAGGAGGCCUCUGCGGAGGAGCCCCGGCGGCGGAGGGAGCGGAGGGGGGCUCGGGCGGCGUCGGUGAGGGCGGAGCGGCCCUUCCUCGCGGAGCCAUGGCCUCCUCCCCGUCCUCCUCGGCCUCCUCCUCCGGGGCCCCGCUUCCGACGGAGGUGAGCUGCGACGGCGGCGGAGGCAGCGUCCGGGUCCGGCUGCCGGAGAAGGAGCCGAAGGCGACGAAGGCGACGAAGAAGGCAGCCAAGCGGCCCGGCCUCGGCCUCGGCCUCGGGGGCGGCGGCGGCGGCUUCGGCCUGGGGCUGGGGCUGGGGCUGGGCGGCCGCCGGGGCUCCCGCCGCCUGCCGCAGCUGUUCGAGCGGGCCUCUCGCCGCUGGUGGGACCCGCGCUUCGACUCGAGCAACCUGGAGGAGGCCUGCGCCGAGCGGUGUUUCCCUCAGGCGCGGCGGCGCUUCCGCUGGGCCCUGGCUUACCUGGCGGCGGCGGGGCUGCUCUGGGCCGCCUACUCCUCCUUCGCCGCCGCCGCCUGGCCCUCGGCCGCCUCGGCCCUGGCGCUCUCCGCCGCCUCCCUGGCCGGGCUGCUCUUCACCUUCUCGGCCGCCUACGCGCGGCGCCCGGCCGCGGCCUCGCUGGCGCUGACGCUGCUGGCGCUGGGCCUCUCCCUGGCGCCCCAGCUGCCCUGGGAGCGGAUGGCGGCGGGGGGCCCCAACGGGACCCUCUCCUGGGGCUCCUGGGCCUGCCUGGGCCUGGCCUCCCCGGUGGGCGGCUUCUCUCUCGGGGCGGAGGUGCUGCUGCUGCUCUACGCAGUCAUGCAGCUGCCGCUCUACCUGAGCCUGGGCCUGGGCCUGGCCUUCUCCCUCCUCUUCGAGGCCCUGGCCGCCCUCCGCCUGCGCAGCCAGCCCUCCUGCUGGGGCCAGGGCCAGCCUCAGCCCCAGCCCCUCUACUGGGAGCUGCUGGGCAGGGCCCUGCUCCACCUCUGCCUCCACGCCACCGGCGUCCACCUCUUCGUCAUGUCCGAGGUGCGCUCCCGCAGCACCUUCCUCAAGGUGGGCCAGUCCAUCAUGCACGGCAAGGACCUGGAGGUGGAGAAGGCCCUCAAGGAGCGCAUGAUCCACUCUGUCAUGCCCAGGAUCAUCGCCGAUGACCUCAUGAAGCAGGGAGACGAGGACAGCAGCGACAACAACCCCGCCAACGCCGCCGCCAACCCCGCCGCCAACGCCAAGCGCCACUCCGCCUCCAGCCCCAAGAGCCGCAAGAAGAAGCCCUCCCUCCAGAAGGGACCCAUCGUCUUCCGCCCCUUCAAGAUGCAGCAGAUCGAACAGGUCAGCAUCCUCUUUGCGGACAUCGUGGGCUUCACCAAGAUGAGCGCCAACAAGUCUGCGCACGCCCUGGUGGGCCUCCUCAACGACCUCUUUGGUCGCUUCGACCGCCUCUGCGAGGACACCAACUGUGAGAAAAUCAGCACGCUGGGCGACUGCUACUACUGCGUGGCCGGAUGCCCAGAGCCCCGCCAGGACCACGCCGACUGCUGCAUCCAGAUGGGCCUGGGCAUGAUCAAGGCCAUCGAGCAGUUCUGCCAGGAGAAGAAGGAGAUGGUCAACAUGCGCGUGGGUGUCCACACCGGCACCGUCCUCUGCGGCAUCUUGGGCAUGAGGAGGUUUAAGUUCGACGUCUGGUCCAACGACGUCAACCUGGCCAACCUCAUGGAGCAGCUGGGGGUGGCCGGCAAGGUCCACAUUUCGGAGGCAACGGCAAAGUACCUGGAUGACCGCUAUGAGAUGGAAGACGGGAGGGUGGUGGAGCGCGUGGGACAGAGCGUGGUGGCGGACCAGCUGAAAGGCUUGAAAACGUAUCUGAUCUCUGGCUUGAAAGUGAAGGAGCCCCAGUGCAGCUGCUCACAGGCCCUGCUUCCGGGUCUGGAAGCAGGAGACAGAACCAAGAUGCCUGGAGCCUCAUCGGUGGAGAAUGUUGGUGACUCAGGAAAGGGUUUCAGGCAGCCAGAAAAGAAUAAGACGUGCCCUUCGUGCAGCAUUACAUUUGCACCUUCUUGUGCUGCGAAUAUAGACGAAGGAGCUAUCCAGAAUGGAGGCCAGGACGAACAUAAACACAGUGCAAAGGGCCCUGGAGGGUGCAGCCCAAAGUCCCAGAAUGGACUUUUAAGUCCUCCUCAAGAGGAGAAGCUGAGCAAUAGCCAAACCUCGUUGUAUGAAAUGCUACAGGAGAAAGGAAGAUGGAUGGGUGGGAGCUUGGAUAAUUCACCUCUGCUGCCAUUACGGUUCAAAAACAUCAGAGAGAAGACCGAUGCUCAUUUUGUAGAUGUGAUUAAAGAGGACAGCUUGAUGAAAGACUAUUUUUUUAAACCGCCUAUUAACAAGCUGAGCCUGAACUUUCUGGAUCAGGAUUUGGAGAUGACCUAUAGGAGCAGUUACCAAGAAGAGGUGAUAAAGAAUGCCCCUGUGAAGACCUUUGCCAGUGCUACCUUCAGCUCACUUCUGGACGUGUUCCUGUCCACGACCGUCUUCCUCAUCCUCUCAGUCGCCUGCUUCCUGAAACAGGGGAUGGCCGGCUCCCCUCCUCCGCCUGCAGCCGUGGUUGUGGUGGCCAUUGCCUUCUUGCUAGCGGUGCUAUCCCUUAUUGUUUCCAUCAGAAUGGCGUUCUUCUUGGAGGAUGUGAUGGCUUGCACUAAACGGCUGAUGGAGGUGAUUGCUGGCUGGCUGCCGCGACACUUUAUUGGUGCCAUUUUGAUCUCACUCCCUGCUCUUGCAGUCUUCUCACACUUCACCUACGAAUUUGAAACCAACAUCUAUCACACCAUGUUCAUGUGUUCUGCAAUCCUCAUCACCAUUGUCCAGUACUGUAACUUCUGCCAGCUCAGCUCCUGGAUGAGGUCGUCUUUGGCCACUCUUGUUGGCGGAGUCCUGCUUCUCUUGCUCUAUGUGCCUCUGUGUCCUGACAGCUUCAUGGAGGAGUCUCACCUUGAUUCAGCAAUGAACUUCAGCUCCAUGGAAAUCUUCAACUCGACCCCAAACUUCAGGUUUGUGAAGAAUGCAUGCAACAAGUCAGGCUCCGAAGACUUCCAGAGGCCAGCUGAUCUGAUUGGGCAGGAAGUCAUUCUGGGUCUCUUCCUUCUGCUCCUCUUGGUUUGGUUCUUAAACCGGGAGUUUGAGGUCAGUUACCGUCUGCAUUAUCACGGGGAUGUGGAAGCAGACCUCCACCGCAACAAGAUCCAGAGCAUGCGAGACCAGGCCGACUGGCUGUUGCGGAACAUUAUUCCCUAUCAUGUGGCAGAGCAGCUGAAAGUGUCCCAGAGCUAUUCCAAGAACCACGACAGCGGUGGCGUGAUCUUUGCCAGCAUUGUCAACUUCAGCGAGUUCUACGAGGAGAACUAUGAGGGUGGCAAGGAGUGCUACCGUGUCCUGAACGAACUGAUUGGGGACUUCGAUGAGCUGCUGAGCAAGGCUGAGUACAGCAGCAUUGAGAAGAUCAAAACCAUUGGGGCCACGUACAUGGCAGCCUCUGGGCUGAACGCCUCCCAGUGCCAGGGUGCCAGCAACCCCCAUGCCCACUUGCAGACCCUCUUUGAGUUUGCCAAAGAAAUGAUGCGGGUGGUUGACGACUUCAACAACAACAUGCUGUGGUUUAAUUUCAAGCUGCGGAUUGGGUUCAACCAUGGCCCUCUGACAGCCGGGGUCAUUGGCACCACCAAGCUCCUGUAUGACAUCUGGGGCGACACAGUCAACAUUGCCAGCCGAAUGGACACCACCGGGGUGGAGUGUCGCAUACAGGUGAGCGAGGAGAGCUACCGCAUCCUUAACAAGAUGGGCUAUGACUUUGAUUACCGGGGGACAGUCAACGUGAAGGGGAAGGGGCAGAUGAAGACCUACCUCUACCCCAAGUGCAUGGACAACGGGGUGGUCCCCCACCACCAGCUCUCCAUUUCUCCAGACAUCCGCGUGCAAGUGGACGGCAGCAUUGGGCGCUCUCCGACCGACGAGAUCACCAACCUGGUGCCUUCUGUACAGAACUCGGACAAGAUGGCCCAUGCUUCAGAGCACAAUGUGGAGAUCAAAGACGGUCUGCCGUGUUUCAAGAAGCUUCCAAAGGAGCUGGUGAAGCCAGAUGACCGGCACAGGCUUGGCAAGGGCAGAGAGAAGUGCAAUGGUGAGGAGCCAGGUCCUGAGGAGGCCAACGAACUGACCAAACUGAACAGCUCCAGGAGUGUCUGAUGCGCUGGGGAGGGAGGUGUCGGGCUCUGACUGCAGGAGCAGCAGAGCUCUUCUUGGCUGGCUGUGUUCUCCGGGGGAGCAGCUGGGAGAGGAAGAAUAGAGGGCAAACUGCUCCGCGGUUGCCUCCUGUUAUGUUGGCACCUGGGUCUGAGUGCGGAUCACAGCCAUGCGGGGCUUUUGCCCCUCUCUCCCGCUCCCCUUGGAACAGUCCUUUGGCUGAGAGGAGACACCAAGUGCCUUCCAACAGACUCUGCUGGACGCCUCAUCUAGGGGCAGAGGGACAAAGUCACACCGCAGGUGGGGACCUCUGUACGUUCCAGGGAUGCGCCGCGGUUAUAUGUCAGUUUAGUUUUUUUAUUAUUAUUAUUAUUUUUGUUUCUUACCAACACUACUCUUCUGUUUCUGUUUCAGCUAUUGCAGCUCCUUUGUACGUAAACACAGGGGGGAAAAUUGCACGUUUUCCUCCCUUCUGUGACUGACAGAAAAGAGACGUAAAAAAAGAGAGGGUCUGUGGCAGCCCAGUAGAGAGGGGCCAGGAGUGGAUCGUGGAGGGCUGUGGGGGGCAUGGGGUGGGACAAGGAACGCCCUUUGAGCUCCACUGUGUGCUGUAACCGGACUGAAGGGGCAUUGCAUGUUCCAGCAUGUGCCCAUUGCCAUCGCCGCACCCUCCCCUCCCCUCCCCAGGAGAAGGGGCCGGUGCGGAUGGUGCCCUAGGAACAAGGCCAGGGCCAGUCCCAGCGCAGGAGCCCUGCUUCCAGCCAGGGCCGGCAAGACCCCUUGAGAUUUCUGAUGACACUACAUUCUCUCAGUCUUAUCUGACCCAAGAGAGUGAACUUGAUCAGUAAUUUGAGACUGCCUGUUUUUCUUUUUCUUUCACCCUCCCUCCCUCUCCCCCAGCUCUUGAUAUUGUGGGAGCAGUAGCGAUUGUAGGGCAGUGGCUGGCAUCACCCCAUAUGCCAGUUCAGCCUGUGUGCUCUCAGCUCAGGCAGGCUUUCCCUUGGCAAAGUUGGUGCCCAAGGGGAUAAGAAUGCCAAAGCUCUCCCGGGUGACUUAUUAUUGGGCAGGACUGGAGCAGUGCUUGUGUCCUCGCUUCCUGUGUCUUUAGGGUCAGGAUGGUGGGAAGGCUCAGGGCUGAGUGGCCCAAGCGUGGCAAGAUGGCCAGCCUGCCUCCCUUACCUUUGGAGAGGAAUCUGGCCUUCUUCCACUUUUAUUUGGUGCAUCUCCAGUCCAUGCCAAACGCCUCUAGGUCCUGUGUAGCCAAAUUAGAGAGGAUCCACUUGUUCAGCCAUCAUCUACCGAACAGGUGGAAACAAAAGGCAGUUUUCUUCCUGAGUGCAGAAGACAGGGAAGGGAGUCAAGCCUGUCUUGAGUUGCACCUUCCUGGGUUUCCUGGUGCCUAGGUCCGUGCAGGGAGCCCCUGUGUCCCUUUUACUGCAAUGCCCACGGACCCUUCACAAGCGAGGAGGCCAGGAUGCAGUGGUGCCUUUGAGCUAAGACCUUAUGCAAGUGCAUCCUAGGAGUUUAUUGUCCUAAAGGGUCUUUCUCUUGACCCCGUUCAAAUAAGGCUUUUUCUGCCUCUUCCCUUUUGCAUGCCACGCAUAUUUAUAACGGCUGCAUUGAACAGCAUUGUAAAAUAUGCAUCUUUGGGGAGAGGUUCAGGGGGGUGGGGGUGGGAAAAAAGGGGUAGUCUCUUUCCAGCAGAGGCCCAGGUGCCGAAGGCCAGGCGGGGCCUCCAUCCUUGACUUCCUUUGCCGCAAGGAUAACGCUGCAUGCUUCUCCAGACGUAGUGACAAGCAAGGGCAACCGUCUUCUCUUCUUCACUCUCAAGUACUGUACUAGCCUUCACUGUGGCUGCAAUCCUAAGCACAUUUACUAGGAAUUACCUCCGGUGUAUGGGAUGGACUGACUUCUGAAUAAAGGUGUGCAGGAGCAGGCUG